Aaosphaeria arxii CBS 175.79 is the source of this 3750-nucleotide messenger RNA. RefSeq names its product putative NRPS-like enzyme. NCBI's taxonomy places the organism in Eukaryota, Fungi, Ascomycota, Dothideomycetes, Pleosporales. The record is from RefSeq and is a predicted model, not a curated record. Bases 106 to 3267 code for a protein of 1053 amino acids. The transcript has 4 exons.
UCUCAUUCCAUCGAAUAAAAGAUAAAACUAUUUUUUCAUCAUGGUCCAUUACUUGCUGCAUUAAUUUCAAUCUGAAGCCCAACAUCAGACUCAGUAUCCGCAGAUAUGGCCGAAUAUGGCAGAAGAACCUUGCCCCAAGCAUUGGACCACCAUGCUAGGGCUGUACCAGAUAGACUCUAUGCUUCCAUUCCCAAGGAAAUGAAUCUUUCCAAUGGAUUUCAAGAUAUCACGUGUAAAGAUAUGGCCCGAUGCACUGACUUCAUCGCUCACUGGAUUGAGGCUCGUUUUGGUCAAAGCAGCUCCUUUGAGACAAUUGCGUACCUGGGCAUACCAGACCUCAGGAGCGCAGCGGUAUUCCUGGGUGCAGUCAAAGCAGGAUACAAGGUCCUGCUCCCUUCUCCACGAAACCCACCCGCAGUCAACCUGUCGCUAAUGGAGCAAACGUAUUGUGUGAAGUUAUUGCAUACCAGCGAACUGUUACCAAUGAUCAAUCAACUAAAAGUUGAAAAUUCUGAAAUUCUUACUGAAGAAAUCCCUUCCUUCAAUCAUAUUUUGAAUUCGGAACCGGAGGACUUUCCCUUCGAUCCCCACUAUGAGGAAGUGAAGGACAACCCUAUUGUUGUAUUGCAUUCUUCUGGAUCCACCGGGCUUCCGAGACCAAUCACAAUGACACACGCUACCUUUGCUGUUCUCGACAAUGAAAGAAAACUGCCUACAGUACCAGGACGCAGAAACCGGGAUUUCUCUAUAUGGGAUUUCAAGACUGGAGGUCGGUUCUAUACCGUGUUUCCCUACUUUCAUUUGGCUGGAUUUCUUUCAUUAUUAGUUAAUCCUAUUCUAACAGAAGCGUCGAGUCCUGUUCUGGGUCCGCCCUUAAUGCCACCCAGUGGUGAGCUUCUGAGAUCCGUCAUGCAACACCAAGAGAUACGAGCUUUGUAUCUCCCUCCUUCGAUAGCAGAGCAGCUUCUUCGUGAACCGAAUGGCCUCGACUUCUUCAAAAACCUUGAUUUUCUAUGCUAUACCGGCGGACCAUUUUCUCCCGAAGCUGGUCAGCAACUAUCGAGAGUUACUGAACUUUGCCCACUUUACGGUUCAACAGAGGCAUUUCAAGUCCCUCAGCUGGUCCCCGCUCCCGAGGAUUGGGCAUGGAUGGAGUGGAAUCCCCACUUCAAACUUGAGAUGCAGCCCUUGCCCGAGGAGAAAGACACCUUUGAGCUGGUGCUUUUCGCCAAUGAAUCAACCGAACAUAUGUCAGCCUUGAAUCACAAUCUUCCCGGUGUGUCUGAAUAUCGGACUAAAGAUUUGUUUAAACAACAUCCUCAGAAGCAUUCACUAUGGCAAUAUUAUGGCAGGAAGGAUGAUAUCGUUGUGCUCUCAAACGGUGGGAAGUUUAAUCCAGUUCCAGCGGAGUUGUUGAUUCAAUCUCAUCCUGCAGUGAAUGGGGCACUUGUUGUUGGUACUGGCAGAGUUCAAGCCGCUUUACUCGUCGAAAUCAAUCAAGAAUCUGGCCAGGAGGACAUUGGUCGACUCAUCAGUGUCAUAUGGCCAACCGUAGGGAAAGCAAAUCAAUUGCUUCCAGGCCAGGGUCAAAUCAUGAAAGACAAGAUUUUACUGUCACGCAGUACCAAACCCUUUGUCCGUGCAGGGAAAGGAACGGUCGUCAGAAAGUUGACAGAAAACCUGUAUGAGGCCGAGAUUGACGAGGUGUAUGAUGACUCUCAACUCAACCCUUCCUUCAGAUUGCCCGAUAUCCAAACCAAUGCAGAAAAGGGUUUCGACAUGAAAUCAGUAGUGAAUUUCGUUCGCGAUAUCGUUGUUAGCGCAUUUCCGGAGAUGAGCGCUGUUACCGACAACGAAAGUUUCUUCUCACAUGGCCUGGAUUCGAUCAAGAUCAACCAGCUCGUGAGUGAUUUUCGACUUGCAUUGCGAAAAAGCACGAAGGAAGAAGAUUUAUCAUGGAUUACUGCACGAUUAAUCUUCGACCACCCAACUAUCAAGAAGCUUUCAUGGCAGAUUUUUGAGUUCCUCAGGACUGGCCACUAUCAACCCCCGGAUCACGAAGCUGCUCGGGUUGAGGAUAUGCAAGAAUUAGUCGACCGAUAUGUCGCAGGCCUAAGCAUAUCCAGUCAAUCACUCGCACCUUCCCGAUCCCAACGGGUUGUGGCCAUUAUUGGAUCAACGGGAUAUCUUGGCCCUUAUAUACUGUCUUCAUUACUCCAGACCGACUUUGUCUCGAGAGUCAUUUGUUUGAAUCGAAGCCACGACGCAAAGCAGCGAACACUUUCGGCUGUGCCAAUCCUCCAAAAUCAAGGCUCGACAUGCCAAAUAUCGUUUAUUACUGCGGAUAUUGGAAAGGAAAAUUUCGGCCUCGACGACAAAGACUAUAAUUUGCUUACUUCAACCGUCGAUGAGAUAAUUUUCAAUUCUUGGAAUCCGAAUUUCUCCAUUCCGCUCGCUUCAUUCGAGCAGCCUUUUCUCCAAGGCCUGCGUACCGUGAUGAAGUGGAGCUUAUCAUCCUCGCGGCGACCAAGGAUUAUCUACGUCUCCUCCAUUGCAGCCGUCGGGAACUGGUCUAAGAUUUACCCGGACCAACCUCUUGCACCCGAGAAGCCAGCUACCGACAGCCGGAUUGCUAUGGAUAUGGGCUAUGGAGAAUCCAAAAAUGUCGCUGAGCAUAUGCUUGUACAGGUGCAUGAGAAGUAUGGCGUGCCGGUGGCUGUCAUCCGCGCUGGCCAAAUUGGUGGUCCAUCUGACCCAUCACUUGGGUCAUGGCCCCGACAAGGAUGGUUGUUCUCCCUGAUCAAGGCCUCAGUGAAAAUUCGCGCAUUUCCGGCCAAAGUCUCUCCACUUGAUUGGAUUCCCGUCGAUUCCUUUGCCUCGGCGAUUGUAGCGAUCAUAGAAACUAAAGCCGAUAUGGCCCCUCAGGUUUUCAACAUGGUCCAUCCUCAACCAGAACCCUGGAGUUUGUUCCUUAAUGUUUUGCAGAAGCAAUUAAAACUAGAGCUCGCUAGCAUGAGUCUUUCAGAGUGGUUGAACAAAUUAGACCAAUCACUAUCGCCCAAUCCCGAAAAUUUAAGUGGUACUCCGAAACUGAAGAUUCACGACUUCCUUCGAACUCUGGGUGAAGGGAGAGAGGAUGACAUGAGAUGCACCAUCAACAAUGCCAAAACAUUAGUCGCGCACGUUACGCCCUUGAGCGAGGACCUAUUGGCAGCUUGGCUCAUGAGUUGGGAUCUUGGACUGGAGGAUAUGAAGACCAAGAUGUAGAUUCUAUUGACUUUGAAAGGUGGUCGUUAUCAAACCCUUUCAUUCUUCGUGCGAUUGAACUUCCUUGCUAUUGAAUCCAUUGUAGUUGUCGGUGUUUGAACGACCUACCGAACGUGGAUCUCUAAUCCACUUUUGAGUACUGAUCGUAUACAAUAAUGGGGGAAGGACUUAUACUUCCCCAUUAAAACAGAGAACUGGCAAUGUGAACGUUGUCCAAAUCAUAAGACGCAUCAAUGAUAGUGUGAUGAAUAUACAUACUAGUCAUAGUGAGAUUCCAGGGUGGUCAAACUCACCGCGAGGUUUCAGGGUUCGAGAUGUCAUUGAACCAUAGCUGCAUGAAAUGUACAUCCGGCGCUGCAUGCAUUUUGACCCUGAAGCUGCGCGUCUAAAUAAUCUACAAGAGAAUAAACUCAUUUCAUCAUUGCGGGCAAAUGCGCUAUUGGAUAUAGUGUCAAUAUCCAAAUGCGAUUCAAAUCGAAUUAC